This is a messenger RNA of Apodemus sylvaticus (European woodmouse), 765 nucleotides long. It is a transcript of the gene Crisp1, whose product is annotated as cysteine rich secretory protein 1. Gene Ontology annotation, cellular component: extracellular region. The transcript is spliced from 7 exons. Gene Ontology annotation, biological process: binding of sperm to zona pellucida. The record is from RefSeq and is a predicted model, not a curated record. Lineage: Eukaryota; Metazoa; Chordata; Mammalia; Rodentia; Muridae. The coding region runs from base 1 to 765 and encodes 254 amino acids.
AUGGCAAUGAAACUCAUCUUGUUAUUGUUUGUUGCUGUUACUCUUGUUGUCUUUGUUCCUGUUGUGACUAUCAGACCUCUCAAAACCGAUAGAGCUCUCUACACUAAACUUAUCACGGAAUCACAUACUGAACCACAAGAGGAAAUUGUCAAUACACAUAAUGCCUUCAGGAGAAAAGUGUCCCCACCAGCCAAGAACAUGCUGAAAAUGAGUUGGAGUUCAGAUGCUGCAGAAAACGCUAGAAUCUUGGCGAGGUACUGUGACAAGUCAGAGAGUGAAUCUCUUGAGAGGAGACUACCAAAUACAUUUUGUGGAGAAAAUAUGCUUAUGGAACAUUAUCCCUCUUCCUGGUCAAAAGUAAUUGAAAUCUGGUACAAUGAGUCCAAAUACUUCAAAUAUGGAGAAUGGCCAUCUACAGAUGAUGACAUCGAAACGGAUCACUACACUCAGAUGGUCUGGGCCUCUUCCUACCUCAUUGGUUGUGAUGUUGCAUCAUGUCGCAGGCAAAAGGCAGCUACAUAUCUCUAUGUGUGUCACUAUUGUCAUGAGGGAAAUAAUCAAGACACACUAAAUAUGCCUUAUAAGGAGGGCUCGCCAUGUGGAGACUGUCCAAACAACUGUGAAGAUGGAUUGUGCACUAACCCCUGCCUUUAUUAUGAUGAAUAUAACAACUGUGAUAAGCAGGUAAAACUUUAUGGAUGCUCACAUCCAGCUGUCAAGCCAUUCUGUAAGGCUUCUUGUCUGUGUAAAACUGAAAUAAAAUAA